This is a messenger RNA of Dichomitus squalens LYAD-421 SS1, 1240 nucleotides long. RefSeq lists its product as uncharacterized. Lineage: Eukaryota; Fungi; Basidiomycota; Agaricomycetes; Polyporales; Polyporaceae. The transcript has 3 exons. The annotation marks the transcript as partial. The record is from RefSeq and is a predicted model, not a curated record.
GGUUACGUCCCUGGGUUCGUUCUCACUGUUCAUCAUUUCUCGGCGAAGCUGGGGGAUCAUCAAUGAUUAGUGCCAUCCUCCACCAGCGGUCUUAUAUGUCCCUCCGCGUAUGCCUCAUGGAACGUCCUUUGGCAGUUGACCUCGACCAGCUGACAGUCAUUGACAUAUCGUCCCGCUUCAACGGCCGUUUCUGGUAUCCUUGACCAUCUCCCGCCACGACGCUCCUCUUCCCUCUGGGUGCUAGCCGACAUCGCAAUUCUUCAAAAAAUGCGUCAUCCAUUCGCCGUCGCGAUCUCAUAUCCUAGGCCAUCCUCGUUCCUUCCCAUUCGCUCUAGACCUAACACGCCGGAGGCAGACAUCCCGCCACAUUCGAUCAAAGCAUGGCUCAUCGACGAUGACUCGCGGCCCCCUGUUCCUGCUUUGCCACGGGCUGCAGCGCCACAUGCUGAAUCCGCGCCGAAUCUGCCUAGACUCGAGAGGGGCAGCACCAGCGGGCACUACGUCAAGCAUUCGAGCAAGCUCACAUUAUUGCUAAGUGGACAGCGUGAAGGGACAUCCAUCCCUCACUAUUCAAAUGGAGACACGAUUGAGGGGAUCCUGGCGAUUGCGCGGCCGGAGGGUGUCCUCGCGCUCGAUGUUAAGAUUGAAGGAAGAACUUACGUCGAGGAGGUAGCGGGAGGUGGCACCGUCAGCGUGAAGACAAUAAACGACAAGAUAUACUCUUGGUCGGCUUCAAAUUCAGAGCCGUUCCCUCCGCGAGCCUCCUUCCGAUAUACUCUGCCAAGCACCUACCGCGAUUCGAGCGUGGGCAAAGACUAUCCCCUACCACCAAGCUAUACGGCUGAGCUCUACGGCAUUCCGGGCUUCACGGUCAAAAUCGCUUACGCCGUGGUCGUUAAUCUGACCGUACUGCGGGAGCCGUCGACAUUGUGGCGCGGCGUGAGCAAGUGGGUCUGUUCCGGCAUCCCAAUCCCUACCGUGGGCGGUGCUGAUCGUGCUGCCAACGUUGGCUCCGACCCAUCUUCCUCUGCUCUUCCUCACGCUUGUAGAGUCCGUGUACCCUUCCGCUACUCGCACCGGACAAGACCGACACUCUCACCACCAUUUUCCCGCAAUCCGCAGAGGACGGAGACGCCGCAAUGCCCCCGCACUCUGUGGACGUUCAAGCUGCGCGGCAGGAAAGCGGACGUGCCUGGGAUAAAGGUCGAUCUGUAUUUGCCGUGCUCGGCCGUGUGCUGCU